AUGUAUCCACAUUUGAGCAUCGCUAUGGAGCAAGCCCAAAAGCGAUUGAAACAGAGGCAGCAACAAACAAAUAUUCGUCGCCGUCGCCGUCAUCACACAACACAAAUCGAAAUAUGUUCAGCAACAACUGACGAUGCUGCUAUGAUAAAUUGUGAUGAACAAGAUCAAACAGAAUUAAGCAAUCUUAAAGAAACAAUUGAUCAGCCCAUAACUGAUCCUUAUGAAAUAUUAGAUUUUGAUACAGAUUUUGAUGUUGGUACAUUUAUAGAAAACAUGAGUGAAGCUGAACCAGAAGUCAAUAUAGAUUGUGAAUUUUCGACUGAUGAUCAAUAUGAGCCCCUGACAUUAGAUGAUUUGUUUCCACCAAAUAACAAUGAAAAUAAUAAUUUCCUGCAUCCAUAUACCAACAUUAAAACGAAUGACUUUUGCAGGCAACUGGCAAAAGUUUUUAGAGAUGCCAAUAUCAGCAACGUUCAUUGUAUUCGUAUUUUGAAACUCAUUAGUUCUAUUCUUCCACAGCCUCACCAAUCACCAACGACACUAAAAGCGUUGUACAGUUCAAUGAAUGUUGAACAACUGUUCAAUAAACGAUCUGUUUGUACAGAAUGUUCUACCAAUCUAUCAAACAAUGACAGAUCAUGCAACAAUUGUAAAUCGAUUAAUAAGAAAUCAAUUGCUAGUAUCUACGACGUCAAUCAAAUGGUAGUAUUCUCACGAACAUUGGAUCGCCUUUCGGUAGACAUUGAAAACAAUCGGAGAGAUAUUAUUGAUAAUAAUUUAUCAGGAGGUAGCAAUAAGAACAACGAUAUUGUGUUUAAUCAAGUUUACAAAGAACUUAAAGAUAACUAUGGCUUGUCAUCAUUUGUUUCGCUAUUGUUACACUUGGAUGGCAUUAGUCUAUGCAUUCCUACUCGAUCUGGUAUUAAUUAUAAAAUACUUAUUUAUGGAAUAACAGGUGAUUGUCCGGCUAUAAAACUAGCAAUAAAACAUGUUAAUCAUCAAGGCUAUUGGUGCUGUUGGUUUUGUUAUAUUCGUGGUGUCCACAUUCAUCACAAACGACAAUAUUAUUUCAAAAAAGAACUUGCUCUUCGUUCAGCAGCUGAAUAUGCCUUGUAUUCACAUGAAGCCGAAGAAACAAAAACUAAUAUUUAUGGCCACCUUGGUGUUUCACCUUUAUCUGUUAUAAUUGAUGUACCUCUUCCACGCUGUUUGGUCAUUGACUAUAUGCACGUUUCACUGUUGCGUCACACGCGUACAGUGAUUCAGUAUAUUUAUGGAAAUUUUUUGAAACCAAAACAAAGAGAAGAGCUUGAUGAACUCUUUCGAAAUCAAUCUUUUCCUCAUUUUUUCAAUCGCAAGAUGCGUCCUGUUAAAGAAUUUUCAUAUUGCAAAGCGACGGAAUUGAGAAACAUGUUGUUGUACGGCCUGUUACCACUGAUUCGAUUGUUUCUACCGAUUGAAUGUGCUGCACAUCUAGCACUUUACGUAACAGCAAUGCGACUAUUUCAUGGACCUCGUACAAUUGGUAAUGAUACAGAAACUGUGGCUAAUGAACUAAUGGCUAUGUAUUAUAAGCAUCAUACGUUAUUUUAUGAAAAUAUUCAAAAUUUUGUUUUACAUCUUCACUCUCAUUUUAUGGAUCAAUAUCGUUUGCAUGGUAGUCUCUCUAAUCUUGGUACCUUCGGUCAAGAGUCAUUAAUAGGGCAUUUCGCCAAUAAUCGAAAUGGAACACGUAAUUUAGGUCAAUUGAUAAUAAAUAAUUACAAUGUUGAUUUUACGAUUGUAAAUCAAUUGCAUCAUCAUUUAUCAGAUGUGCCAGUAAAAUCCAACGGUCUAUUUGAUUCACAUGAUGCAUUGAUUAAUAACUUUCUUCUCAAAACUCAUAACGAUUUAUGUUUCUGUGAUAAUGCCAAUCAAUGCAUUAGAAUUUAUCGUCGUCAUCGAAUCGAUGCUAUGAUCUAUCAUUCCUUAAUUUAUCAUAGACGCGGAUCAUCCAAAAGUUAUUUUGUUCAAUACUCAAAAGAUAAUGACAAAAAUUUGUUUGGUGCAAUUGAGUUGUUCUUUACUUGCAAUAACAAAAACUAUGCUUUAAUACAUAAUCAUAGUUCGAAGCAUUUAUUUACUGAUUAUUUUCUAUCUUCUAAAUACCAUAGUAUUUUACUUAAGGCACUCAAUAUGUAUUUCUAUGUACUUAAUCUUACUUCAACUUGUAGAGAUGUAAUUACUGUGGACAACAUAUCAAAUAUGUGUAUAGUAUUUACUUUUUGUGAUUCACUUGUUGUGACACCACUCUCUUGUUCAUACGAACAUGAUUAA
Rotaria socialis is the source of this 2316-nucleotide messenger RNA. Lineage: Eukaryota; Metazoa; Rotifera; Eurotatoria; Philodinida; Philodinidae. The record is from the annotation of a GenBank genome assembly.